CCCACUGCCACUCUCCCUCUGUACACCUCCAAAUUCCUCUGUUUUUCCUUUUGCUUUUUUCGCUUUCUGAUGGGACGCAAUUCUUGUUGCUUGAAGUCUAAACUCCGCAAAGGCCUCUGGUCGCCCGAGGAAGAUGAAAAGCUCUUCAAUUACAUUGCCACUUUCGGCGUCGGCUGCUGGAGCUCUGUCCCUAAGCUCGCUGGGUUGGAAAGGUGUGGGAAGAGUUGUAGGCUGAGAUGGAUAAACUAUUUGAGGCCUGAUUUGAAGAGAGGGAUGUUUUCACAGCAAGAGGAGGAUCUCAUUAUCAGUCUCCAUGAAGUUUUAGGCAACAGGUGGGCUCAGAUUGCAGCUCAAUUACCAGGAAGAACAGACAAUGAGAUUAAGAACUUUUGGAAUUCAUGUCUGAAAAAGAAGCUGAUGAAGCAAGGAAUCGACCCGGCAACCCACAAGCCAUUGGAGGAGAAUAUGGAAGGCAUGCAAGAUCAGAAGCCAAGAAUGGGAGCAGCGCCUCAUCAUCUUCAUGGGAAUAUCUCCAACCUCACCAUUUCUUCAAAUGAUUCAAAUCAUCACUACAAACAAAUAGAAGACUCAUCGCACCACUUUGUAAACAAGAUUGAAUUCGACUCUCUCAGCUCAUACUUUGGUGCUCCAAUUCAACACCAGUCCAGCAUCAGAUCAUGUGACCAAAACUUUUUGUACUCAAGUUCAAGUUUUGGGAUGCCAAGUUAUUCGAGUUCUGAACAUGGGAACACGUCAAGAACAGAUUUUUCAGAGAAUUCAGCAUCUGGGUUGAGCUCAUUCUUCAUGAAUGAAGUGAAAGAGAGCUCAAGCAAUAGCUCGGUGGUGAGCAACUAUUCAGGGUUCCAUGGGAAGCUGAACAAUGGGGGAUAUUCAUGGGAAGCUGAGAACAAACUGGAGAGUUUGUUUCAGUUUCAGACAAAUGAAGUGAAAAACAUGGAAUUGAUGAAGGGAAGUUCUUCAAGGGAAGAAACAAAGAUGAUUCAAACUCAAAAUAACUCGUCAAAUUUUGGAAGCUAUCCCUUAAUGUCAAUGUCAGAAAACGCAGGAGGAGGGAGCUUUGGAGUGUUCCAUCAGAUAUGAAAUGUAAAUUCUUCCACCAGAGAUUGCAUUUCAGUAUUUUUUUUUUUUUUUUUUAAUUUUUGUUAACAGUGAGAUUGUUGAUAGUGAAAGAGGGUUUCCCAUAGAGAGGCUUGAAAUGAAAUGGCAUUUGAUGUGAUUGAAUGAGUGAAAAGAAAACUAAACCAUAUCGCUUAUGCUUCAUCUUGUUGUAAUAAGAAUGAAUGUAAGCGAUAAUGGGUUGUUUUCCAUUCCAUACAAACAGUAUGUGUUAGUUAGUUGUGGAAUGUUGAUGGGCAUGAAUUAGGAGUAUUGAGGCCCUCCAAAAAGGUGUAAUACUUGGUUUGUAUUGUAUGAUCCAUUAUUGGAGAGAGGGAGGAGAUUCUGCUGUA
Molecule: messenger RNA, 1469 nt
Organism: Cucurbita pepo subsp. pepo (vegetable marrow)
Lineage: Eukaryota; Viridiplantae; Streptophyta; Magnoliopsida; Cucurbitales; Cucurbitaceae
Source: RefSeq, a predicted model, not a curated record